ACAAUGUAAUGCAUAAUGCCCACUAUCCAUCAGCAGCAUGUGCAUUAGAGGCUGUAUAUGACAGUUUAUUUGUUCAGUGAUUCUAGAUCAUGGACACCAACUUUGCAGGUCCUUUGUUAGCAGAUUUUGAUUUAAAAAAAAAAAACACACACACAAAACCUUUCAGUCUGGCUUGUUGACAGGAACUUCCUACCAAGAGGUACACAGAAAAGCAACUACAACCUUCCUAUCCAUUGUGUAGAGAAGAGCUUUUGUGAAUCCUGUACUGACUGAAAUGAUUCCAAGAUCCAAGAAAUUGAAGUUAGAGGAUCUAAACCAGGAAACAGACUGCAGGGAGAAAGCAGAGAUGCUAAAAAUGUGUGUUACAAAUGUGGGAACAGAGCAGUGCUGUGGGGAACACAGACGGAGACUGGAGUUGUUCUGUCAAGAGGAUGAGACAUUUAUCUGUACAAUGUGUGUUCCCAGACAUUCCAGGCACAGUUUUGUGCUCCUGCAUGAGGCAAUCAGUGGGUAUAAGGACAAACUGAAAAUUGAUUUAACAUCUCUGGAGUUCAGAGUGAAACAUUUUAAACAUUUGCAAAUCAAAAAGGAGAAAGAAAUUGCAGACAUACAGGAAGAUGUGUUUUCUUUGGAACAAUACAUUUCACAAGAAUUUGCAAAACUGCACCAGUUUCUGCAAGACAAGGAGCAAAAACUCAUCCAGCAGCUUAAGAAUGAAGCAUCAAACAUUCUGAAAGAAAUGGAAGAUGAUCUUGAAUGCACUGAAUAUGAUGCUAUAUCCUCCCACGUUGUAGUGUCCAGUGCUAACUCUGAUCUUAAGAAUAACUGGGCAGAAGUUCUAAAAGACAAGAAAGACACACAUGUACCCAUUCAAGCUAAUAUUAUGCCCACUAUCAAGACGCUCUCUGAUAAUCAUUUAGAGAUCAGACAACAUAAAGCUGUUGGUUUGCUUACGGUACCAGAAACCUUUGAGGAUGUUGCUAUUACUUUUACUGAAGAGGAAUGGAAGAUGUUAAGAAAACAAGAUAAGGAGCUUCACAGAGAAGUGAUGGUACAAAAUUAUGAAGCCUUGGUUUCAAUAGGAGUCAAAAUCCCUCCAGAGAAAUUAUUACUCCUAGUAAAAGAAGGCAAUUAUAUGAGAAAAACCUGCACAGAACAGAAGUGUAAUUGUGAUGCCAGCUUCCACUGUACCAGAACCACAGAAUGCAGUGCAAGUUACAGUCAGCAGCCGUCACAUGGGACACCCUGGUCACUUUAUCCAGAUAACUUACAACAGUGUGCUCAGCCUGUGGAAGACAGUAAGAAGACUGAUCUCACUCCUGUACCACUGCUUCAGUCAGUACACAAUGGUAAGACACCCAGUUGUGGAGAUGGAACACCCAUAUUACCUCACCCUAUAGAGAGCCUACAGCAGUGUGCAAAGCCUGCGAAGGGCUGUAAGAAGUCUCAUUUCACUCAUACGCCACAGCCUCUCUCAGGGUGUGACUACAGCAAGAGUCCUGACUGUGAUGCAGGUCAGGGAGGACACAGAGAGAAGAAACUAUAUAAAUGUACGGAAUGCAGUAAGGGCUUCACAAGGCUGUGGAGUCUUCAACGGCAUUAUGCCAUUCACACAAACAUGAAGCCAUAUAAAUGUGCUGAAUACAGUAAAUGCUUUAUAAGUAAGUCAAAUCUAAAAUCCCAUCAGAGCUGUCACAUGGGACAGAAGGUUGUGGAGAAAAUAAAAAACACAGAACAGAAGGAUAAUCUUGAAGACAACCUUCACAGUGCCAGCAGCAUAGAACACAGUACUAAUUGUGGUCAGCAGCCAUUGCUUGGGGGGUCUCACUUGCAUUAUCCUAGAAAGUACCUGCAGCUGUGUGCUGACCCUAUGAAUGGAUAUGACAAGUGUCACCUCACUUCUGUACCACAGAUUCACACAGGACAUAACUGCAGCAAAAGCUAUGAAUGUGACAACAGAGCAUCUCCAUUACAUCACUUGUCAGAGAAUGUGCAGCAAUGUGCUCCAGCUGUUAAGGACACUGACAUGCUUCAUCUCACAUUUGUGCCACAGCUUCAUGCAGAACAUAACUAUAGCAAGGGCUGUGAAUGUGAGCACACAACAUCCCCAUUGCAUCAUCUGGCAGACAACGUGCAGCAUUGUGCAUCAACUGUGGUGGGCUGUGAUGUGCUUCAGCUCUCUCCUUUACCACAGCUGCACUCAGGACAUAACUAUUCAGAGAAUUUUGAGUCGGACACAAGUCAGAGCACUCAUUCAGAGAAGAAACUGUAUACAUGUACCAAAUGCAGAAAGUGUUUCACACGUCUCAGUACUUUUCAAAGACAUUGUACCACUCAUACAGUGGAGAAGUAUAAAUGUGCUGAAUGCAAUAAGUGCUUUAAGCAUCUCCGCAGACUUCAGCAGCAUCGUACCAUUCACAUGGGUAAGAGAAACCAGAAAGACUUGAAGAAAUUAAAUUGCGAGAAAGCAUAUAAAUGCAUGGAAUGCAGUAAGUGCUUCACACGUCUCAACAGCCUUCAUCUGCAUCUCACUGUUCACACGGGUGAGAAACCAUAUAAAUGCAUGGAAUGCAAUAAGAAUUUCAGACUGAUCGACAGUCUUCGACGGCAUAAGACCAUCCACAUGAGUGAAAAAGCAUAUAAAUGCAUGGAAUGUGGUAAGUGUUUCAGUGACCCCAGCAGGCUUCGACAGCAUGAGGCCAUCCACACGGAUGAGAAACCAUAUAAAUGUACUGAAUGCAGUAAAUGUUUUAGAGUAAAGAGUAUGUUAAAAUGCCAUCAGCUGUCUCACACAGGAUUGAAAUCAUACAGGUGUGCUGAAUGCAGUAAGUGUUUCUCACGUCUUGGCAGCCUUCAACAGCAUUAUACCAUUCACACGGGUGAGAAGCCAUAUAAAUGUAAUGAAUGCAAUAAGAGUUUUAGAGUAAAGUGCCUGUUAAAAUACCAUCAGCUCUCUCACACAGGAGACUUGGAGAAAUUAAAGAGAGAGAAAUUAAAAGCAGAGAAAUCAUACAAAUGUGCUGAAUGCAGUAAGUGCUUCACACGUCUAAGCAGCCUUCAACAGCAUCGUACCAUUCACACGGGUGAGAAGCCCUAUAAAUGUACUGAAUGCAAUAAGAGUUUUAGAGUUAAGAGCCUGUUAAAAUACCAUCAGCGCUCUCACACUGGAGACAGUAGGUCCGAAUGGAGAGAUAAGUCAGCAAGCAAAGGAGAGUAAUAUUGCUGGA
Molecule: messenger RNA, 3227 nt
Organism: Protopterus annectens (West African lungfish)
Lineage: Eukaryota; Metazoa; Chordata; Ceratodontiformes; Protopteridae
Product: zinc finger protein 135-like
Exons: 6
Coding region: 275-3217 (980 amino acids)
Biological process (GO): negative regulation of transcription by RNA polymerase II
Molecular function (GO): zinc ion binding; DNA-binding transcription repressor activity, RNA polymerase II-specific
Source: RefSeq, a predicted model, not a curated record